GUCCGGUGGACUUACGAGCUCGCGAACUUGGCUCCGUUUUAGCUUUAAUUCAAUUACGUCUAUAGGUUGCAUAAAUAGUCUAUUUGAUUCAUUUUCAAAACAGAUUUAAGCUAAUGAAGGCUUGUGGAUCCUAAUUAUAAAUGUUUACGAUAUUAAUGGUUUUCAGAAAAGUGAGACCAGUUUAUAAUAAUACAUUUAAAUAACUAAUACAUUAAAAAAAUAACCAACAUUCAUAUUUUCUUUUUUUUUUGGAAUAGCGACAAUUUAAUAAAAUGUGGUCGUGUUUAGUCACAUCUAUAUUAAUUGUUUGGCUCUUUGCUGAAACAUCUGCUCACUCAUAUGAGACUGAAGAGAUUGUACCUGUACGGCUGACUGGAAGGACCGCAGGACGAGUGGCCAAGAGGAGCGAAGAACAGCCCAGCUUCAGACUCACGGCUUUCGGCAGGAAUUUCACACUUAAUCUGACACCGGACAGCACCUUUAUAUCGCCAGCUCUGAAGGUUUAUCGCAUCAAGGCCAAACCGCAAGAAAGACUUGAGUCCACAGAACUUUAUAAGUCCUUGAAUCAAACUGAAGAGACUGGAGCAGAAUUAUUAAAAGGUUGCUUUUAUAUCGGCGAUGUUGACUCCGAUGAGGACUCUAUUGUCUCAGUCAGUUUAUGUCAUGGGAUUUUAGGAUCAUUUAUCACAGAUGGUAAAGAAUAUCUAAUCGAACCGAAACUUCUCGGCUUGGGAACAUCUGGAAGGUUAAACGAGCAGCUGCAUGUCAUCAAAAGAAGACGUUUUACAAAGUCUCCGCAGGUCUCUGAACCGCUGUCAGAGAUCAGAGAUGAUGAUCGGGAUUCGAUGUCUAGACGCAGGCGCUUUGUCUCUACUCCCAGGUUUAUUGAGACCUUGGUGGUCGGCGACGCAUCUCUGACACAUUUCUAUGGAGACGAGAUCAAGCACUACAUGCUGACCUUGAUGUCAGUGGCUGCUCAGAUUUACAAGCAUCCCAGCAUUAAGAACUCCAUCAACAUAGUGCUUGUGAAGAUGCUGAUUGUGGAGGAUGAAGAGGUUGGGCCGUCCAUCUCCAGCAAUGGAGGCGUCACUUUGCGCAACUUUUGUGCCUGGCAACAGCUCUUCAACCCACCCAGCCACAGGCAUCCGGAGCACUUCGAUACAGCCAUACUUUUUACUAGAGAGGACAUCUGUGGACACCAGAGCUGUGACACGCUGGGUGUAGCUGAUGUUGGAACCAUGUGUGACACCAAAAGGAGCUGUUCUGUUAUUGAAGACAACGGCCUUCAGGCUGCUUACACGACUGCACACGAACUGGGCCAUGUUUUGAGUAUGCCUCAUGAUGACGCUAAGAACUGUGAGCAGAUUUUUGGACAUCUAGGCGAGCACCAUAUCAUGGCCCCUAUAUUCACCCAGCUCAGUAAGAACUUGCCUUGGUCACCCUGCAGUGCUUUACACGUCACAGAGUUUUUCGACAAUGGACAUGGAGACUGUUUACUGGACAUCCCCGAGACGAUAGUGGCUUUACCCACUGAGUUGCCAGGCAUAACUUACAGCCUGGAUCGCCAGUGCCAACAGAUAUUUGGAGAGGAGUUUUCACAUUGUCCCAACACCUCAGACAGCGAUGUGUGCGGACAGCUCUGGUGCCAGCAAGAGGGUCAGUCUGUGUGCACAACCAGGAAUGGGAGUCUUCCCUGGGCAGACGGCACAAGCUGUGGCCCCAGUAGGAGCUGCCUGAACAGCAUGUGCAUGUCCUCUGAGGAAGUCAUGAGGGCUAAGCCGGCUGUGGAUGGAGGCUGGGGCGAGUGGGGAACAUGGCAACCGUGUUCCAGAUCAUGUGGAGGUGGAGUGAUGUUCUCGUACCGAGAGUGCACCCAUCCAUCUCCUCAAAACGGUGGUAAAUACUGUGUGGGCCAGAGAGUGAAGUAUCAGUCCUGCAACAAACAGACCUGUGAGAAUAACCAAGGAAAAAGUUUCAGAGAGGAACAAUGUGAGAAGUACAACAAUCCAAAUCACUUUGAUGUUCAUGGAAAUGUGAAGCAGUGGAUACCAAAAUACGCUGGAGUGUCAUUACGGGAUCGGUGUAAACUGUUUUGCAGAGCAAGAGGCAGCAGCGAAUUCAGAGUGUUUGCAGCUAAAGUAAUUGAUGGAACCCCAUGUGGUCCAGAUACCACAUCAUUUUGUGUGCAAGGCCAGUGUAUCAAAGCUGGUUGUGACCUGGAGAUUGAUUCUAGUAAGAAGCUGGACAAAUGCGGUGUGUGUGGAGGGAAUGGCCAGAGCUGCAGGAUGAUAUCUGGCUCAUUCAAUAAAGUCGUCCAUGGAUAUAGAGACAUUGUGACGAUUCCAAGUGGAGCCACUAACAUUAACAUCAAACAGCAGAGCCAUGGAAGUAUACCACAUGAUGGAAAUUACCUGGCUGUACGAAGAGAAAAUGGUGAUUAUAUCUUGAAUGGCAACUUCUCGGUGUCCACAGUGGAGCAGUAUAUUCCAGUGCUGGGUGCUGUGCUGAAAUACAGUGGCUCGUCCACCACACUGGAGAGACUUCAGAGCUUCCGCCAGCUCCAGGAACCAGUCACAAUACAGCUGCUCUCCACCGCUGGGGAAUCCAUCUCACCAAAGGUCAAAUACACCUUCUACAUCCCCAAAACCAUGUCGUUUAGCAAACCCAAAGACAAAAAGAUGGCUGGCAAACUUAUUCAUCCUUUUGGGGUACCACAGUGGAUCUCGGGCGAGUGGUCUGAAUGCUCCAAAACGUGUGGUUCAGGAUGGACCAGGAGAAAUGUGGAAUGUAAAGACAAUGCUGGCUUCCACUCAAAUCACUGCAAUAAAGAUCUCAGACCGUCUGAUAUCAGGCCCUGCGCAGACCUGCCAUGUCCUAUAUGGCAAAUAGGGCCUUGGUCUUCAUGCUCACAAACUUGUGGCCAUGGGGAACGCCAGCGUAGGAUUCUCUGCAUUGAUUACGCUGGAAAGAUUGUAGAACCGGAAAACUGUGAUCCUGCAAAGAUGCCUGAAUCAGUGUCUGAAAAGUGUUUCUACCAAGAGUGUUGAGGACAUCAUGCAGGCUUUCAAAUUAUUCAGAGGUGAUAAGACACUCCUGUGAAAGAAUAAAGAUUUUCAUUUGACCGUGCUUCAGGUUGAAGCAGGAAAUAUUCAUGCCUUAGAUGGAAAAAUAUUUGUGCUUUUAGUGAAUGUUGCACGGACUGAUCACUUGGCCUUUGGUUUUCCAAAUAUAUACAUGCAUAUUUAUAACCACUAUUGAAGUUUGAUCCAAUAGAUAACUACCUCAGCAAGCAAUGCUUUAUCGCAGUUUUCCUAACUUCUGUCUCCUAAUUGCUUUCUUAGAGCAUUCCACAUAAAUUAUUUUUCAAGAAUGUCAUAUUUAAUGAUUCUUAACCAUACAAAACACACCGAUUGGCUAAGACUUAAUAUUCAAGACAUUAUUUUAAAUUAGUUCCAACUUUUUUGUUUUUGUACAUUCAGUUUUAAAAUAAAUUUGGAAUUGUAAAAUGGAAUUAUUUUAACUUGGAAUGGGAAAAUCUUACUAGAAACUGUCACUUGCUAAGGUGCUAUAAAGGUGCUAUAAUUUUUUUUUAUUGAUUUACUUUGUGAUUUGGUCAAUAAUUUACAUCUUUUUUAUUUAUAAACCUUGGCUUGCAUUUAUUAGUGUCUUAUUUUCACUUUCAGAGUUAAAGCGUAUCAACAACACUUGACAGAGCAUGGUCAUAUAAAUCUCUUAGAGCUAUUUUCAUGUAUAUUUAAAACUAUAUCAGAGGUAAACAGUGGUUGAGCCUAAUUUAUAUCCUGAAACUUUAAUAAUAACAGGUAAGUGUUAGAUCUAGCUUUUGAAAAUUCCUCAACAAACAUAAUGUUUGUGUCCAUUCAGAGGGUUGUAUAACUUACUAUUUACUAUCGCUGUUCUUUGUAUUAAACACUGUUUUAUUUGUAAACUGCUAAGUGAAUGAAAACCUGGAAGUUUGGAAACAUCAGUCCUUCCUGGGAUUUCAUACUCCAUGAGUGGAUAUAUCUGAAAGCUUGAAAGAACUGUGUAGAUGUGAACGUAUUGAGAAAAAACAGUACAGCAUGAAACUAAACUCAAAUAGUUAAUGCUCUUUAAAAUGAUUGUAUAUGAAUGUUAAUAUGGUAUUGACCAUUCUAGUUGUAUACAUUAGUCAUAUUAGUCAUAUUAAAAAUGCGACAACACAUAUUAUACCUUCAGUGAAGGAUUGUACUUUGUUACUUCUUCAUUGUAAAGCUAUUUAUUUUUGUACAUUUUAUAUUGUUUAAAAUGGAUACAAAUCAUGCAGUGUUUCCAGAUGUUGCUUUCUUUUUGUUUUGUAACUUAUCAAUGACAUGUCUGAAAAUAAAAA
Messenger RNA from Carassius auratus (goldfish), 4366 nucleotides. RefSeq names its product A disintegrin and metalloproteinase with thrombospondin motifs 8-like. Lineage: Eukaryota; Metazoa; Chordata; Actinopteri; Cypriniformes; Cyprinidae. Gene Ontology annotation, molecular function: zinc ion binding; metalloendopeptidase activity. The record is from RefSeq and is a predicted model, not a curated record. Gene Ontology annotation, biological process: proteolysis; extracellular matrix organization. Bases 273 to 3047 code for a protein of 924 amino acids. The transcript is spliced from 9 exons.